AUGCCAGAACACACUCCAGCCCCCACUCCUAGCAGGGCAGUGUACGGUUUUGCUAUGUUCUUGGGCUUCAAAAUAUUUUUUAUUAUUUAUAUUAUCUGGUCUGUAAUCCCAGAGAAAUAUUUUGAAAAAGUGGGUAUAGACUUUCUGCCACAGCGUUAUUGGGCUAUUGCUGUACCAAUUUAUGUUUUGUCCACUUUGACACUCUUUGCCUUUGUAAUUUAUCCCAGCUUUGGUUUGAUAAUGACUCCAGAUGUGGAUGAUAUACGCACAAUCAUGGAUAAGGUGGGCAAAAAACGAAAAAAUAAUGAGAUUAAGUUGGAAGAAUAUCAGAGCCCUUCUUGUGUUUGUAAAAACCAUGAAAAAUGUGCUAAGGAAUAUUUUGAUGUCAAAGAAAUGAAUUCAAAACAAAAAAGGAUACCAGUAUUGAGAGAUUUGGAUAUGUGGACUGUAUCUGAAAGUUUGUAUUUAAAUUAAAGAUUUCCAUGAUAA
Molecule: messenger RNA, 489 nt
Organism: Cylas formicarius (sweet potato weevil)
Lineage: Eukaryota; Metazoa; Arthropoda; Insecta; Coleoptera; Brentidae
Gene: PIG-P
Product: phosphatidylinositol N-acetylglucosaminyltransferase subunit P
Exons: 1
Coding region: 1-474 (157 amino acids)
Source: RefSeq, a predicted model, not a curated record